CAGAACUCAUUCUUCCAGGGAUACAGGUUGUGACCUGGGCUGUAAGGAUAGCGGUCUCCCAUUGCAUGACGUUAAUUUACUGUUUCUUGAGAAGAUUCUCUCUAACAAAAGAAGGCUUUCCCACCGAAGUCUACGUGACGUUGGGUAUGGUGUGUUUCUUUUGGUGGAUUGCCCCAAAUUCAGGUCUUUGAAAGGAGGCUCCGGGCGUAUUUCCGGUGGCCUGGAGGCAAUGGGAGAGAGUAGAUGAGCUGAAACAUCCUGUUACUGUCCAGUCGCAUCCACUGAUCCUGCAGCCAGUGCACCGAGCGCUCGAACGGGAUGGUAAUGUUAUAGACUGCCAGCUCUCAGCGCAAUGGCUGUGGACGCGGCUUCUCAUUUCAGCUUUUGCCGAAAUGCUCUAGAACAAAGUCAGUCAACAGAUGAUCUAAACUGCAGGCUGCAAGAUGAUGCCGAAAAUCUUCCUUGGAAUGAUGGGAGAGGGCAACGGACAGCUGGAGGCAGGAACAUAAAACUGUUACAGCAGCCAGGAACGGAAAAUAUUCAGAUCGGAACCAAUGAUGGAUACUGUAGUUUUCACACAAGUCCUACGUUUACAAGACACACUAAACCUGUGGUACUGUGGACCCAGCAAGAUGUUUGUAAAUGGUUAAAGAAACACUGUCCGCAUAAUUAUCUUACCUAUGUGGAGGCAUUCUCACACCACGCUAUAACAGGUCGGGCAUUACUCAGGCUAAAUGGUGAAAAGCUUGAACGAAUGGGAAUAGUUCAAGAGGGGCAAAGACAAGAGGUACUUCAGCAGGUACUUCAGCUGCAGGUACGCGAGGAAGUGCGAAACCUACAACUACUUAAACAAGCUUCAUUUGAUAAUGGCUCCUAGCUGACAUCUCCUUUGGCAGUUUGCUGUGACAGAGUGGACCUCCUAUACCACUGGGAUGAAUCCAUGGAAUGUAGAUAUGACACGAAUCCUGCAGUGAAUUAAUGUAGUCAUUCUGCAGCAGAGGAACUCAGUCUAAGCUGAAAUUCUAAGCUCCGUGGUAAUCUACUUAAUCAGCUUUCAGGCUAAAAAAAACACUAAAAUCUUUCUUUUAUAAUUUUGUAAAUCAAGUAAAAAAAUUAAGUCAAGUGAUAACAGUGAUUGAAUGGUGCUACAAUUUACUAUAUUGCUACUUCAUUCUACACCUAUUGAUUUUAUUAAUUUGUUGUAACACUAGAAAAUAGCAGGGAACUUAUCAUUAAUAUUGCAAUACCAAGAAAUGUAAGUAUUCUUGAUAUGUAUGGGUUAGACCCUUUCGGGCUGCUCCAGGCUUCACCUUAAUUAACAAUGUUAAGCAAGUGAUUUCAAUUUACCCCUGCAUCUUUAUCUGUUGAUAAAUAUAAAACACUGACUAGUGAAAUGAAUUUCUGGAAUGAAAAAUCUCAUACUUAAUACUAAAUUAAAAUAAGAAUUUAUUUGCAGCUGCAUUUACCUAAUUACCUCUUUCAUUUGAAUCCAAAUAAAAUUACAGUAGUUUAGGUUGAACUAUAACAUUAUGGUUAACUGAAGUACAAUUAUUCCUCCAAUGGAACAGGAAUAGGCUAUUUAGCCCAUGUGGAUGUUUGAAAUGAAGUAUCAAUCCAGAGGCAACAUGACUAUAUGUCUUCAUAGAAAUUAAAGAUUAAAAUAUUUAAAGAAAAGUAAGAAUUUUAUAAUUGAAUAAACUGUUUUCAUUGAUUGGAUAAGAUUUCUUCACAAACAAAUAGAUGUUCUAUUGACACAUUAGCAUGGUAUGCGAAUACAGAUGAAGAGUGAUCUUUAUGUGUGAACAUUUUUAUUCAAGUCACUGGUGUGGCAAUGCAAAUAUUUUCAGAACAGGUUGUGCAUUGGGAAACUUUAGCAAAAUAAAAGGAAUUCCCUGUUUCAGUUUCCAGCCCAAUUUGAGCACUUUUAAGAAAUCAAUUCAAUAGAGACUCAUUUUGUGAAAUGUCUGAUAUUUUUUACAGUUGUCUCUGCCUGUAUAUUAUGCUUGUUUUUCAUUAUACAAAAGAAAAAAAAAUCCAAAAGUAGCUCUGGACAGUUGUACUGUAGGCAUGCACUUGUGACUGAGAUGCUGCCGGUAUAGAUUUGUAAUUCUUAUAUUUUACUCAUUACUGCAAGUUAUUUGUGAAAAAAGAUUUAAAUAGUAGCUAAACCUGUAGUAUAGCUUGUGCUGCUUAGAAGGGUAACUCUUGAAAAUUAUUAUGCACCAUAAUAGUCAAUGAACGCUAUUAAAACAAAUACCAUUCACUGUGUACUAUAGACAGUAGCAUUGCUUGAAAUGGACAAGGUCCAUCGAAACAAUUGAUUUUAAAUGCAGUUAGUGGUAAAUCCAUGAUCACACUCAGAAGCACAGUCACAUUCAAAGAGAGUGCUGGUUGGAGUUGGGACUCCCAUAUCACACCCUGCAAACAUGACUCCUUGUUGAGAUCAAAGAAUCAACCUUUAUCUGAUCACGCUGUAUAACCUUUUAGGACUUUCAUAGAAUUCUCGUGAUUUUCUGCUGUUCUUUAAAAGAGUUCAAGAAGUAUGCUCCUGUCGACAAUAGCAUCCCGCCGAACUUGUUUAAGUGAUGUUUAAUAUGCAUUUUUUGUGUUAAACUUUACAUACUAUAUUCUAUAAGUAUAGCUCACUAUACAUCAUUCUCUUCCUGCUAACUCUGCUGCGGUAUCCUGCAUUGGAAUUCAAACAAAUUGAAGUGGAAUAAAUUUUUAAAACUCAUAAAACUAACAUUUUCAAGAGAUUGAGUAACAUCAUAAGAGUUAGCUGAUGCCUUUUGCCCAGAUUCAAAUUUUAAAAGCAUUAAAGAUAAUAAUUAUAACAGUUUAAGAUUAAUAAAGAAGAAACCCCUGAGGACAGCAUCCUUAUCUUAUAAUUAACAUGAAUGGUAGCCAAUUCAGUGUACUUGCUUAUACUCGUCAGAGCAGCUUCAAGUCCCACCUUUUGUGACAAGACAAAAACCUUCUCUCUCUGUUAAGAACUAUUUUUCAAAUUAAUUUAGGAAUCUAACCCAAUUUCACCAUGCCUCUGAGUACACAGCACAAAAUUGCUCAUAGUUUAGUUCUUCAGGAUGAGAGGCUGAGCUGUCAAAACACAGCUUUACUAGAUUAGAAUGCAAGUUGGAGCUGUGAAACAUGCUCCUGCCUAUUCUGAUGACAACCUUACUGAAUUUGCAUUUUGUUAAGUGUAGAUAUGCAAUACAAAUCAUCUCCAUAUCAUCAGUAGGCAAAAGAAUCUGCUGUCAAAAUGUAUCUCAGCCAGUGACUUACAAUGGGUGGUAUUGGAUUAGCUGCCGACAUAGAAGCAUGAGGUGAUGAAUUUUGGUAAGAGGAACAUUGAAAAUUAACAUAAAUAGAAGAUACAAUUCUCAAGGGGAUGCUGAAGCAGAGGGACCUGGAUAAUUAUGUAUUCAGAUCAUUGAAGAUAGCAGAGCAGUUAGAAAGAGCACAAAGCAAACUAUGCAGUAACCUUGGCUGUAUUAAUAGAGGCAUGGAUUACAAGAACAAGGGAGUGAUUUUGAACUUGUAAAUGAUACUUGUUAGACCUCAUUUAGAGUACUGUAAAGUUCUGGGUGCCACUUAUAGGAAAGAUGUCAGAGAGAAUGCAGAAGCUUUUACACAAUGGUUACAGAGAUGAAAAUCUUCAUUAAGGAGUAUAGAAUGAAGAAGUUGUGACUGUGCUUCUUGGAAAGAUGAAGGCUAGGAGGAGAUAUGUUGAGGUUUUCAAAGUGGCUGUAUAGAGUACACAGAGAGAAAACUGUUCACGCUUGUAAAGAGGAAGAAUGAGAUGUCAUAUAUUUAAAAUCAUUUGCAAAAGAAGCAAGGGUGAUAUGAGAUCGAGAAAAAAUCCAUUCAGUGAGUAGCUAGGCUACGAAGUGUGCUACUUGGAAGUGUUGUUGAAGCAGGUUCAAUUGAGGCAUUCAAGAGAAUAUUGGAUGAUUAUCUGCAUUAAAGCAAUGUGCAAGGACUUUGGGAAAUUGGAGGAGAUUUCACUAGGUAAUGAUGUUCAUUUGAAGAGCCAUUAUUGGGAUGAUGAACUGAGUGGCUUCCUUCUGCAUCAUCCAACUUCUGUGAUUCUGUGAUAACACAUUUUCCAUUGACUACAAUGGAAAUAAGCAUCAGUUACUCCUUACAGAAGCAGCCAAUCUGAUAUUGUCCACUUUGUAUCACACAUGCAAUAAAAAACUGAUAUGAGACGACAGCUCAGACUGGAAAGCACAUGAUAAAUGCAAUUAACUUAGUUGAACAGUACACAGAGAAAACAAUGUAAUUAUAGUAAUUACAAGGUUUUCUAGGCAUUUUGAACCGUCUUAACCAAAAAGAUGCCCUUCCUGAGAUAAGGAUCAAUUUGAAAAUGAACUUGAAAUGCAAUUGCUUAUUUCAUGUGCAGCUCCUUUCUCAAUGAAUUCCUGAAUCUAGACUCACAAUCUUGAUAGCUCCCAACCGACUGCUGCCUUCAUAAUUUACCACCAAAACUCCAAAAUAUAGAACAGAUGUCAUUAAAAAUAUAUCACUUAUAACUAGAGUUGGUAGUUACAGAAUUUAGAAAUCUUUACUUACACAAAUGGAGUUACCAAAAAUUGUUUUCAGUAUUCCCACAAAAUGGUUGUGUUUGAAUUUGAAACCAUUUAUUUGAUUAAUACAAACUAAAACAAAGGCUUGGUCACUGUUCAAACAUGAUGGCAGCAAUCAAUCCAUAUAUAUCAAUGCCUUCCUGUCAUAACUUUGCAUUACUCUGAGCUGUGCAUAUCAGCCUUUUUGGAUGUAUUUCUACAUCUUGGCAUAGAAAGUAUUACCCUUGUGUCAACUGUAUCUACGAAAAACAAAUCCAAUAGAGGAUUCACUGCAAACAAUAAAAUCUUUUUUUUGUCACAGUUCUGGAAAAUUUAAACAGGAUAAACGAGUGAAUAAAUAAAUAUUUGUAAAUCUGAAUUUCAAGGGCUAAACAUAAUGAGCUUCAUUUGGAUAUCCUGAUUGAAGGGUUACUUUGCUCUACCUAUUAAGGUAUUCAGAUAUUUUUAAUCAAUCAAAAAACAAAAUGCUUCCACUGCAAGUCACAUAACCCUGAGGAGGAACAAUAGAUUGUGUAUAAUCUUAAACAGUAUACAAUUACAUUAGUAGAAGUACUGUCAUCAUUCCAAAAUAAAAAAAGGGUAAAAUUAGAGCAGCAAUCCAAAUUUACAUGUGGAAGUUACUUUCUUGGCUAAAUUUGAAAUCUUUGAGGAGAAAGUGAGGUCUGCAGAUGCUGGAGAUCAGAGCUGGAAAUGUGUUGCUGGAAAG
Chiloscyllium plagiosum (whitespotted bambooshark) is the source of this 5292-nucleotide messenger RNA. RefSeq names its product sterile alpha motif domain-containing protein 10-like. The record is from RefSeq and is a predicted model, not a curated record. Lineage: Eukaryota; Metazoa; Chordata; Chondrichthyes; Orectolobiformes; Hemiscylliidae. Gene Ontology annotation, molecular function: protein binding. Gene Ontology annotation, biological process: cell surface receptor protein tyrosine kinase signaling pathway. Gene Ontology annotation, cellular component: cytoplasmic side of plasma membrane.